AUGGAUUUUACAACAAUGACUAUGGCAAGCAAUAUGGCUACUAGUACUACUACGACGGCUACAUCGGCACAUGCAUCUAUAAAUUCGUCAUCAAACUUUAAUAUUGAUAUUGAUUCGAACCAGAAUACUCCUUCCAUUUUGAUAAAUAACAAUUCGGAUUCUUCUAAUGGAAAAAACACAGAUUUUAACGGCGUCAAUAAUAUUCACCAAAAAAAUAUCAUGAAUAAUACAAAUAAUGUUCAUUUGUACUCUCCAAAUAUAAUGGACCAAACGCUACUAACUCCACAGGACAUUGCCAAGUUACGGAGAGAAUCAAUAGCCCAUUCUCAAGGGAUGGGUGGUGUUUCAUGGGGAUCCAUUAGUGUUGGUUCUUGGUUAAGAGAUGAAAUUAUUAGCCGUAGAAAUAGUAUUGUACCUGCAUCAGCAAACGGUGCUGCCUCCGCUGCCGCUUCUGCAACCACUACUGCCACUAAUACUUUGCAGAUUCAACAACCAACUAAGAGACCCUCUGUUAGUAAUCCGCCUUACCAUAGAGGGUAUUCUAUUUCUCCUCAGAUAGCCUACACUGCUUAUCUGCCAAAUCUAGAAAAGCAAUAUUGUAAAGAUUAUUCAUGCUGUGGUCUUUCCUUACCAGGUUUGCAUGAUUUGCUGAGACAUUACGAAGAAGCUCAUAUAUCCACGUCUCCUAACACUACCAAUAUGUCACAAAUACCGAUGAACUCUGCUGGUAACACUAGUUCAUCAGUUCGUAUGACAAAUAAUACCUCUUCUGCCAACUAUAACCUGCAGAAUAACAUGGCCGCUAAUACAAAAAAUGCAGGUCAUAAGACUAAUACUAUGCAGGCUCAUAGCAGCAAUGCAACUAAUAACACCUCCAUUAAUAAUAUGCAUGCCAAUCUUCAGAGCAACAUGGAUUCCAACUCCACAAUACGACAAUCUCAGCAUCCUCACCAUCAGCAGAAUAUAAUACAACAACAGUUGCAAUCGAAUUCUGUAAAUCAUACAUCAGGGGCUGUACCCACACCGAGUGUAAUGGGUUCAGCAACUGCGUCGUCCACAACUGCAAAUCCAAAUGUGAUAUCUAUAACGGGUGCCCCCAACUCGGGCUUAUCUAUGGCUAAUCACUCUCAACAACUACAUCUGAAUGGUAAUCUAGUCGAUGCCGUUUCAACGAAUGAUGUGUUUUUAAGAACGAGCAAUUCUCCAUCAAGACACGUUCCGCACAAUAAACAAAUUAACAGUAACAAUAAUAGUGGUAUCAAUAUCAAUAAUAAUACCUCACACAAUUCUAAUAUUAACAUGGGUAGUAAAAACGCCAUGGUGAAUCGUCCACAUACUUUUAAUAACUAUUCCUUGAACAAAACGUCCAGGAAUCCUAUUCAACAUCAAUCAAGAAAAAUUGAUCCUCAUCAAACCGAUUUAUCACCUCUGGUACUUGUCCAAGAUAUAGAUUUAAGUUUUAUGGAUGAUGAUAUUUUGGGCCCUAGUAACCACAAUUCCAUGAACUCUGUCGUAAAUCCAACUACAGGUUCUCACAACUACAAUACUUUUCAUUCUUCCGUACACGCAAAAUCUUCUCAAAACAUGGUCGAGGAUCAAGACAUUGAUGACAUUGAUGAUGACGAUGAUGUUGAUGAUGACGAUGACGAUGACGAUGACGAUGACACAGAAAAUGGCUCCAGUUCCAAUGGAAAAUCAGUUCAUAACAACAAUUACAAGAUGCCUCAGCAAGCUUAUAUAGACGAUCCUGCGAGAAGGCUCUAUGUAAUGGAUCAUGAGGAACAAAAACCCUUUAAGUGUCCAGUUAUUGGUUGUGAAAAGACUUAUAAAAACCAAAACGGUUUGAAGUACCAUAGGUUGCACGGACAUCAGAAUCAAAAAUUACAUGAAAACCCUGACGGUACAUUUAGCGUAAUAGAUCCAGAUUCGACAGAUUCUUUUGGUGAUGGAAUGGGCUCUGCAAAGGAUAAACCAUACCGUUGUGAAGUUUGUGGUAAGAGAUAUAAGAACUUGAACGGUUUAAAAUAUCACAGGGGCCACUCCACUCACUAA
This is a messenger RNA of Saccharomyces cerevisiae S288C, 2052 nucleotides long. RefSeq names its product zinc-coordinating transcription factor SFP1 (gene SFP1). Lineage: Eukaryota; Fungi; Ascomycota; Saccharomycetes; Saccharomycetales; Saccharomycetaceae. The record is from RefSeq and is marked reviewed. The coding region runs from base 1 to 2052 and encodes 683 amino acids. The transcript has a single exon. Gene Ontology annotation, cellular component: nucleus; cytoplasm.